Messenger RNA from Macadamia integrifolia, 1760 nucleotides. Its product is annotated as COBRA-like protein 4. The transcript has 6 exons. Gene Ontology annotation, biological process: plant-type cell wall cellulose biosynthetic process; cellulose microfibril organization. NCBI's taxonomy places the organism in Eukaryota, Viridiplantae, Streptophyta, Magnoliopsida, Proteales, Proteaceae. Bases 156 to 1520 code for a protein of 454 amino acids. The record is from RefSeq and is a predicted model, not a curated record. Gene Ontology annotation, cellular component: plasma membrane.
GACAUGGCUGUCCUUUUCAAUUCAAUUUCCCUCUCCGUGCUUAUAUACAUAUACAUAUAUAUAUACAGAUGAUAUAUUCUUUUAGGCUCUAACCUGAGUGAGAACUUUGAAGCAGAAGUAAGGACUCCACAUUCUUGGUGAGUAACAACAUCAUCAUGGCAUUGAAUGAAAGAUAUCCUGGGAAGCAGCUUCUUCAUCAGUACCGCAUUUUCGUUGAAUUCAGAUUCGCUCUUGUGCCGCUGUUCUUGGCCAUGAUCUUUUCUGGUGCAGCUGCUUAUGAUCCUUUAGACCCUACUGGGAACAUUACCAUCAAAUGGGAUAUAAUGUCUUGGACCCCAGAUGGCUAUGUGGCAACAGUGACAAUGAACAACUUCCAAAUGUACCGGCACAUCAUGAGCCCAGGAUGGAACUUAGGAUGGGUUUGGGCUAAGAAAGAAGUGAUAUGGUCCAUGGUGGGAGCCCAAACUACAGAACAAGGAGAUUGUUCCAAGUUCAAGGGGAACGUCCCACAUUGUUGCAAGAAGAACCCCACAGUUGUUGACUUACUCCCUGGUGUCCCUUACAAUCAACAAUUUAGCAAUUGCUGCAAAGGGGGAGUAGUAGCUGCUUGGGGACAAGACCCUUCACAAGCAGUCUCAGCCUUCCAGGUCAGUGUUGGCCAAGCUGGUACUUCCAACAAGACUGUCAAACUGCCCAAGAACUUCACUUUGCUGGGUCCGGGACCGGGCUACACUUGCGGACCAGCAAAGAUUGUGCCGCCCACCGCUUUCCUCACCCCCGACAAUCGCCGGAAAACACAGGCACUUAUGACAUGGAAUGUGACAUGUACUUACUCACAAUUCUUAGCCCGGAAGAACCCAAGCUGUUGUGUAUCCUUCUCAUCCUUCUACAAUGAGACCAUCAUUCCAUGUCCCAAUUGUGCUUGUGGUUGCCAAAACAAGAAGAACUGCGUCAAAAGUGAUUCAAAACUGCUUAGUGUGGUGGGGGUCAACACCCCAAAGAAGGAUAACACCCCAUUACUGCAGUGCACACGCCAUAUGUGCCCUAUCAGAGUGCACUGGCAUGUAAAGCUCAACUACAAGGACUACUGGCGUGUGAAGAUCGCCGUCACCAAUUUUAACUACCGGAUGAACUUCACACAGUGGACGCUGGUCGUGCAGCAUCCAAAUCUCAAUAAUGUCACUGAAGUCUUCAGUUUCGACUACAAGCCUCUUGUUCCUUACCAAUCUAUAAAUGAUACUGGUAUGUUUUACGGCAUGAAGUUCUUCAACGACUUACUGAUGGAGGCUGGGCCAUACGGAAACGUUCAGUCGGAGGUACUCCUUCAGAAGGACCAGAACACAUUCACCUUCAAUCAAGGAUGGGCAUUUCCCCGGAAAGUCUACUUUAAUGGCGACGAAUGCAAGCUACCUCCGCCUGAUACAUAUCCAUUCCUGCCAAAUUCUGCCCUUGCAAUUCCUCUUUCACUCCUCCCUACAUUGAUGGCUUCGCUUUUCCUAUUUAUGACUGUCUGGUGGUAGAGAUUGGUACAGGUGGAAAAAACACAAUCUUUAUGCUCCUACUAAAAAGAAGUUUUUACUUCUCAAGCACCAAUCAAGUAGCUCCAUUUAGGCUCUUGGUCUCUUGCAGGUACUGGAACCAACAAGAAGGCAAGCACACACAUAUAUACACUAAAAAAGAAUAGAUGUUCAACCUGGUAUAAUCAUUCUUAGAGGACCCAUUCCCAUCUCUUACAUUACAUGCAGGUGUGCUUUGAAUCA